Polistes canadensis is the source of this 9732-nucleotide messenger RNA. Its product is annotated as titin-like. Bases 304 to 8676 code for a protein of 2790 amino acids. The record is from RefSeq and is a predicted model, not a curated record. The transcript has 11 exons. Gene Ontology annotation, cellular component: membrane. NCBI's taxonomy places the organism in Eukaryota, Metazoa, Arthropoda, Insecta, Hymenoptera, Vespidae. Gene Ontology annotation, molecular function: serine-type endopeptidase activity; protein binding. Gene Ontology annotation, biological process: proteolysis.
CUUCGAUUCGUUAAGAAGGAAAAGGCCGCGGAAUCGUCCUCACCGGAAUCGGCCGAUUUAAAAGAAAAACAAUAAAAGGCGCGAGUGUGCAAUAACGAAUGAUCGAUAAUCCUUAAAGAGGAUUUGAAAAAGGGAAGGGGAUCAUCUAUAUAUCUAUCAAUCUAUCGUGCAAACCGAGGAUCAAAAAUUGUGCUUGUCAGUGUAUUCAGUGCCAUGGGGAUCUAAGAACGACGCCGAGGAAUCCAGACGCAUGACAGAGGAAAGGGCUGGCUCGUCUUUAGAAAGCGAAAAGGCAAUCGGAAAAUGUCGGAGAUCGGUGGGGAUGGUGGUACUGGUGGUGAGAGUGGAAUGGACAAUCUAGCAUUUGCAAUCGAAGAUGAGUGCGCGAAUAGCACAGAACAACACGUUGAGAAAAAUGCCCAUGAACAACAACAAAGCAACAAACAAGUGAACCUAGAACAGGAUUACAGGUCACCGGCUGAUACGAUUGGUUCGCCAACAGAAAAUGGUCAUCGUCGAUCUUUCGUCUCUCAGCAUUAUGUUGAGCCAGUAAGGAGUAGCCCAGAGCCACGUUACAAGUCUGAGACGAAGAUCGAGUUACCACCAACGACUGGUGGACAAACUCCAGAUAAGAAUUCCACGAGCGAGCCGAAGCUCAACGGCGUUCAUGGAAAUGGCAACAACAACGAUGCUAGCUUCCUCAACAGCAGCGCCACAAGCGUCCAGGUCAACGAUAACGGAAAAAAGGAACAGAUCGAAGCAGUGAAUUUAGAAUUGGUCUCCAUGAGGCCCUAUACUGGAAACAAUAUUCAAACGAAGGGUCAGGAAGCAUGCGAGGUACCAGCCGAUCCUUACGAGGAAUACUUUGUUCCUGUUAACGAGCAUCGAAAGUAUAUUAGGGGAGAAAAAUUGUAUGUUACCAAGGAUAAAAGAUCUAGGAGUUCGUAUUGGAGAAGAAUGGCAUGUUGGGGAUGUGGUCUUUUGGUUCUUGCAAUUGCAAUCAUAAUCGCAAUUUUAGCAGCAACUGGUGUGAUUCUCACUCAGGAAGCUACCGAACCUUUGGAUACCAUAGACCAAACUAGUUCUCGUCAAUUCGAUGGUGCUCAAGUGGCUGAAAGUCAAGAAUACAUGAAAAAUCCACCUACAAGUCCACCUCCUGAAACUUCCAGUUUUCCACCAUGGCCUACGACAGACGAAACUUUGUAUCCAACUGUACCGGAUGCUUUAGAUGGUAUAUUGAAGUUAGAUGACUUAGUAUGGAACGAAGAGAUGAGUGAUGUCAAAUCUAGAGUGUACAGAGAAGUUGCAUCUGAGAUAGAGAGGCAUCUUCGAAAUAUAAUUCAAUCUAAUAUGAGAGCUUCACCAGACAUCAGGGUUUAUGAUAUUAAUAAGGAUUCUGAAGUUAGGUUCAGAAUAAAUUAUUCCUUGUGGGCUACACCGAAAGAAACUCAAGAAGGUAUCGAGAAAGCUAUUCAAGAACAUGGCAAUCAGGUUGGAAAAUAUCAUCUUGGUAGAUUGCAAGUAAAAGAACUUAUGGAUCAAUGUCAAGAUCGUAAUUUCGGUUGUGCGGAAAUAUGUAAGUACGAUUAUUCGCAAGGAUUCAUAUGUUCUUGUAUGACUGGAAAAAUAUUAGACAAGAAUGGAAAAGAUUGUUUGGUUGAGAACGAUUUGAGUAACGUGGAUAUGGACGAUACAGUUGUGUCAUCGAGCACGGAAUCAACGAAAGAUUUUGUUGGUAGAAGUCGGGGUCCAGGAAUGUUUUUUGAACCUGGACAUCCCGAUGGUUGGGAUCACUCAGAUUUAAUUACGAAUUCUAUGAAUAAUCAGUCGUCUGUUAAAGCGAAUGUAGAACCUACCGAAAAAUCCAUAAAUCAAAAUGAAGAAAUAUCAGAUAAAAGUAUGAAAAACGAACCAAGUCCUGUAGCAAAACCAACUGUUGAUCCAGAAAUUUCGAGAGCUCAUAAUUCUGAUAUUACUAAUUGGAUGCAUGAAUAUUCUAAGCAUCCUAUAGAAGAACAUUCUGUUAAGCCAGAACCAUCAGCUGAACCAGAGCCAUCUGCAAUACCAGAACUAUCUGCUGAACCAGAACCAUCCACAGGACCUAAAGUGGCUACUGAACCAAAACCAGUUAUUAAAUCAGAACCGUCUGCUGAAUUAGAACCAUCCGCAGAAUCGGAGUCGGCUGCAGAACCGGAGCCAUCUGCUGAACCGGAGCCAUCUGCUGAACCGGAGCCGCCUGCUGAACCGGAACCGCCUGCUGAACCGGAACCAGCUGCUGAACCAGAGCCGGCUGCUGAGCCAGAGCCAUCCGCAGAACCAGAGCCGGCUGCUGAGCCAGAGUCAUCUGCUGAACCAGAGCCUGCUGCUAAACCAGAACCUGUUGCUGAACCAGAACCUGUUGCUGAACCAGAGCCAUCUGCUGAACCAGAGCCAUCUGCUGAACCAGAACCAUCUGUUGAACCAGAGUCAUCUGCUGAACCAGAACUAUCUGUUGAGCCAAAACCAUCCACAGAACCAGAACCAGAGUCAGUUGCUGAAUCAGAACCAUCCGCAGAACCGGAGCCGAGUGCUGAACCAAAAUCGAUUAUUGAACCACAACCAUCUGCUGAGCCAGAACCGUCUGCUGAGCCAGAGCCAGUUGCUGAACCAGAACCAUCUACAGAACCGAAGCCGAGUGCUGAACCAAAAUCGGUUAUUGAACCGGGACCAUUUGCUGAGCCUGAACCAUCUGCUGAGACAGAGUCCUCUGUUGAGCCAGAGCCGUCUGCUGAGCCAGAGCCGUCUGCUGAGCCACAGCCGUCUGUUGAGCCAGAGCCGUCUGUUGAGCCAGAGCCGUCUGCUAAGCCAGAGUCGUCUACUGAGCCAGAACCAUCUGCAGAACCAGGAUCUCCUUUUGAAAUAGGACCCUUUAUCAAAACUGAAUCAACGUCUACUGUAGAACCGUCAGUACAAGCUGAACCUUUAACGGAACCAUCAUUACAAUCUGAGCAUUCUACAGAACAAAUACAUGAAAUUCCUGUGAUACCUGAACAUUUCACAGAAGUAAAUACUUUAACAAAAUUCGAAUCAUCUUCAGAAUAUUCUCUGGAUAAAAAACCAAUAGUAAUGACAACACAAGAAAAUGUAAAUCUUUCUUCAGAAGAACCAAAAACUUCCGUACAUAUAGACACAUCCUCAGAAAAUGUAUUACACUCAAUUGAUGAUGUAGAAUCUACAACAUUAAUAAUGGAUCCAUCGUCGACCAUGGCAUCUACCGAAUCGAAGGAUAUAAAAAAAUCUUCCAUAGAAACUGACGUUGCAAUGGCAACAGAAGUUUCACAAGAAUAUCCACAGUUUUCAGCUGAAAUGGAGCAUACAACAAUACCAGAAAUCAUUGUUGAAACAACUUCAAAAAGUGAAACAACGCCGAAAAUUCUUAUCGAAUCCACUAUUAAAUCAGAAUCUCCGUACGAUUCUGAAUCUCGAAAUUUCAAUACUAAUAUAAAUGAAGAUACCCAUGAAACAAAUAAUGAAGAACCAUUACCAGUAAUACCUUUGCAAACGAACAAUGAAGAACCUACGACAGAAAUUCACAAUGAACGAAUAACAACUAUGUUGUCAGAACACAAUUUAGAAGUAAAAGAACCAUCAGUGAUGACUGAAAGUAUCACAACAUCGCCGAUAACAACGACCACUGUAAAUAAUAAAAAAGAAGAUAAAGAAACUACACUUUCGAUGAAACAAUUCGAAGAUGCAAUUACCGAGAAUGAAAAUGAAGUAACUGAAUUAUCAAUAAACAGUGAUACAGAAAUGUCUGAUACCACACUUCCAACUAUUCAACUUGAAGAAACGACUAUGAAUAUUGAAGUAGAACCAACAAAAACAUCAAAAUCAAAGAGUGAAACAACCAUACCUGUAAUGGACACUACUUCGAGUGAAAUCACCUCGGAGGCACCAAAAUCAAUAUUAGAAACGAACACAGAAUCAAAUCAAGUUCUAUUGAGAAAUAUUGAUUCUUCUGGAAUCGAAGUAGCAUCUAAUUUAACAGAUCAAUUAGAAGAGUCAUUUUUGAAUAAAAAUCAUUCUAUCGAAUCAUUGGAUAUACCAGAAUCCAAUGUGCAAGAUAUAAAUGAGUCAAACGUUAUUGAACAUGCACCAAAAUCAAUAUUUUCAAGUUUACCUAAAGAAUUUAGUCAAAACGUAGAACCAUUAUUGGAAUCAGUGAAUAAUCAAACUGAUGAAGAACAAGUAAUACCAUUACCUAAAGAAGAAAAUAAGAAAUAUGAACAAGAUACUCAUGCAAUCAUUCCUCAAUUGAUUCCUGAACAGAUAACACAUUUUACUACAAGACCAGAAGAAUCAACGAUCAAUCAAGAAAAUAUUUUACAAGCUAGCAAUCAGCCUGUUGAAAGAAAAAACUUAACGAUCGAUACAAUCUUAGACCGAUCUACCGAACAUCCUGAAGAGAAUGCAGUUUCUAUUGGCGAAACGAUCGAGCAUUCGACCAGUCAUCCUUUACAUCCUGCAAUAUUCCCUGAAAACGCAGCGAAUCAUUAUGUGGAAAAAAUGGAUCCCAAUGAAGAAAGACAUCUUGAAGAUAUGUCACCUUUCUUACCAGACGUUCAAAAGGAAAAGGAAACGUCAAAAAAAGCACCAAGAUUAGAUAAAGACGAGCAAGAUGUCCCUAAUCCUUUCGAGACUCAUGUUGAAGACGUUAUUAUAAAUAAACCUGAAAGAAAGGAUGGCAAAACUGAACUAAUGUAUCCUACAAAUAAGAACGAAAGUGAAGAAGUCUUGACUGAUCUCGAUAAUGACAAUAUCAAUAUGAAAGCAGAUGGUAAAGAUAUUUCAAUGAUACCUAAAACAAUUAACGAAACUGGGACUGAAAUGGAGGAUCCAUUGCAACAAAAUGAACUUUUGGGAGAAUCCGAAAGUGAAAGAUUGAAAGAGACUUUGAACGAUACUCGAACGUUUGUGACCAAUGAUUUGUCUGAUGAUACAACGACGAAUGACACUUUUGACGGGAAAAGUAUGAAAGAUGAACAGGAUGAUGAGAUACUUAGGGUAGUACCAUUGGAUGAGUAUAAGGACACGAAAAAUAUGGAAUAUGAAUUGGAUAAAGUAGAGAGUACUACGGAAGCUGCACAAAUCACUACAAUGAUGUUCAUUGAAGAAAAUGGUAGAUCUAUGGACGAUUUAAUUGUUAAUAAUAAUGUUGCUAGUAGUUCGGAAAAACCAGAAGAAAAUGCGGAAGAGGAUCAGUACAAUGAUAUCAACGAUGAAACGUUAUCCAAGACUUUCAAUCGUAAUAAAAACAUUAAAAUCACUGAUAAUGAAUCGAAAAAAUUAAUUAUUAAUAAUAUCGAUGAACAACAAGAAAAGACUAAAUCAACUUUAGACUCUGAAGAAUCUCAAAGUACGACGGAAAAAAUGUUAUCAACGGAAACAGAAAUUCCAUCGAGUAUGUCUUCUAUUUCUAUGGAGAAACAUAUUGAAGAUGCUAAGAUUACAACGCAGGUACCAGUUUUACCUAUGGAAAUACAACAGGAACUUUCUACGACAGAAUUAACAGAUAAAAUAGAAGCAACUACGAUUGCUGAUGACAAUUCGUUGUCAGAUAAUCAUACUGACAGGUCUAAUAUUGUUCAUGAUGAUACAGAUAAAGAAUCUGUCACUAUGAUUCCAUCUACUAUUGCACCAAUGUAUUCACUGGAGACUAAAACAACUGCACAAGUACCAAUUUUACCAGAGGAAUUGCAAACAACUGAACACGAAUUCUCGGUAACGACUUCUUCGAUGAGGCCAGAAAUUAUCAAAGAAAUUAAUGAUACAAGGCAUGACGUUAACAGGACAGCAACUACCAUGAUUUCAAUAGAAUAUAUUAAUAACAUUUCGGCAACUACAGCUAGUUCUACGAUGGCUGUAGAAGUUGAUAAUACAACAAAUGUUAUAACAAAAACAGACAACACAAAUUUGACUGAAACAAUGUCCACUGAACAUGAUAAUAUUCAACAUACUAUUCUAAAUGAGCAACCGGAUAAAAUGUUCAAUUUGAUGACGAUUCUUGAAAAUACAACAAACUAUCCAAAACCAGAAACAACUUUCACGAUUGCCAACGAAGAUUAUACAGCAAUGGCAACUGAAAUCAAUACUGCUAAAGAACCAGAUCCAAUUACUACAAAUGAUGAUAUAAGGCCAGUUACUGAAGAAAUUCUAGACGAUACUAGACCAUACAAUUUUGACUUCAGAUCAUUUUUCUCAACAACGACUAUGAGAGAUGUUAUUUUCAACGAAGAUUCGAGAGAAUUAUCUGAAGAAGAACUGAAAGUAAUACCGUUAGAAAAAAGUCAAGAGAUUAAGAAAAAAUCUAUCGAUAAAAAGAAUUCAGAUAAAUAUAAGUACAAAAAGGAGAAGGAACUCAAUCUAGAAGAUCAAAGAACAGAAAAUGUUACAACUGAGAUCAAUGAUACAACGAUUUUCAUUCCUACUGAAAUUCCAAGGAUUCUCGUCGAAUCAAAUGAAAAUAUUACUACAGAAAACACAUCUAACAAAAGUACAGAGUCGGCUAUUCCAAAAUUCAUUUUAUCUGAUACAGAAGGUAAUAUUGUGCCAAUACCAAAAUUGAAAAUUGUUGAAAUCUUGUCUACAUCAAAUCAAUCUGAAGAAGAAAAACCUCACGAAGAAAAUACUACUAUAACUAGUUUAAUAAGAAAUAAUACAGAAGUGGAAACAAAUAACAAAUAUCCUAACUACAUACCCGUGUCUGAAGAGAUCAUAGAAUCUGACCCAGUAACAGAGCCUUUCAUACUCAUUCGAAAUUACACUUUGCAUCAAACGACUCCAUUGAUUCCAAUCAUGGAAGUUGAACAAGCUACGACUCAAAGUAACAUUCCUAUCGAACGUGACAAUACUUUGAAUAAAUCAAACGUAACGAUUAUUCCAAGCAACAGCCAAGAAGAUAACAAUUUAACAGUCAACGCAUUGAACCUUUUAACAUUAAGUACUAUGAGCUACUCCAAAUGUAGUACAGGCCAGUUUCAAUGUACCAAUGGGACUUCCAGAGCUGGUGCUUAUUGCGUCAGCUUAUCCGAAAAAUGUGACUCCCAUAAGGAUUGUUCUGAUGGCUCUGAUGAACUCAAUUGUCAAGAAGAAGGAUGUCCUGGAAACUUUCAGUGUGCCAAUCGUCAGUGUCUUAAGAGACACCUUGUAUGUAACGGAAUCGUAGAUUGCGACGACGGUAGUGAUGAAUUGAAUUGUCAAAAUUGGAAGUGCAUAUUCGACGAAUAUCGCUGCACCAAUGGACGAUGUAUACCACUGUUAUGGCUAUGCGAUGGUAGACCGGAUUGCGAAAAUCAUCAAGACGAGUUUAACUGUGCUGAAAGUUGCGGCAAUGAUGAAUACUUAUGUCCUACUGAUAAACGAUGUAUUCCACAAACAUGGCGAUGUAAUGGAUCACCCGAUUGCGCUAAUGGAGAAGACGAAAAACUCUGUGAUUGUGCUUUGAAUCAAUUCAAAUGUCAUACUGGUGGAUGUGUCUCUAAAGAAGAAGUUUGCGACGGUAUCGAACAUUGUCCUGAUCGUUCCGAUGAAUGGGAAUGCAUAUCUAGCAAUUUGCUCGAUCAAAGAAAUCAUACUGAAACUGAUCUGAAAGAAAACGAAGGAAAUAACUCGACGAAUCAACUGAAUCAUCGAGAUUCUCUUUUAAAAAUAAGGCAAUUUGAUGGUAAAUAUCGACUAGUAUGUUCGGAUGGUUGGAGCAAAGAGUUCAGUGACUCAUACUGUCGUUCUCUCGGCUAUGCUUCAUCCCAAACAACUGAUUUUAAAGCAUGGAAUAAAAGCGAUCAAAUCGUAAGACUGAAAACUAAUCCAAAUCAUCGCAACCCGCUAGUCAGUAAUCUUCAGCGAGUAGAGUUCUGUGUCUCGGAAAAAGUCGUUGAAGUUACGUGCGAAGAAUUUUCUUGCGAUAAGCAUCACGUUGAUAGAACUACUGCAAAACCAGAAGGUGAAACUCCAAUUGGUGUUAUGCAAUGGCCUUCUGUAGUGAUUUUGAAAGAAGAGGAACAUGGUAUAGCUUGCACAGCUAGCAUAUUAGGACCUAUGCAUGCUUUGACCAGUUAUUCUUGUGUCUACAAAUACAAACAAAGCGACGGAUGGCAAUUGUUCACAGACGAAAAAUUGCUAAGAAGUAAUUCUAUAAAGACUAUCAUUCCACAUCCACAAGUGAAAUAUAAUCAAUUCUUCUACGACAAUGAUAUUGCUUUGAUUGAACUCAAAGAACCUUUGAUUUUCUCGAAAAAUGUUUCUGCCGUUUGCCUACCAACUCAUUCUAUCAAACCAAAUGAUGUCUGUGUUAGCGUAGGAUGGAGGUUCCCAGUUAACGGAGAACUAGACUUACAACAAUAUGAUGAAUUCUUGCCAAUGCCAAUGUAUGAUUCUGACGAAUGUAAUACAACAAGCCAUUACGCAGGAUUUAUAACGAAAUAUAAUAUAUGCGUUGGUUUGUCUAAUAUGGAUAAAGAGCUUUGUUAUAAUGACAAAGGAGCACCCCUAAUUUGUGCCAAUGAAUCAGGAAAUUGGAAUAUUCAAGGUUUACUCAGUCACCAUAGCAAAUGUUCAAGAGGACAUCCUGCAAUUUAUUCUAGUUUGGAGCCUGCUUUAGAUUGGUUACGACACUUAGUUCCAGCUUUGCAAACAUAAAUUUAAACAACUUGUAAGAUACGGACACUUUGAAAGUAUACGAGUAAUUCAAAGUUCAUCGUGAUCUUGAUCAUACAUUGAUCAAUGUUGAAAGAAAAAAAAACAAUUACUCUGAUUUCAGCGAGUAUUUGCUUAGCAAACACUUACAAAAGUACUUACUCCUUAAAUAUUCACGGCAUACAAAUGUUUUUUCUUCUUUUUUUACCAUUGGAAUUUAUUUGUUGUACUUCUUUUAUAAAUCAUGUUCCUAUUUAUACUACAAAGUAUGCUCCUAGUAUUGAAUGGCCAUGAAAUCAUUUCUUUUACAAUGAAAAGCGUGCACAUGCAACAUCUACACUAAAAAUUUACAUUGGUGAUUAUAUAAAUACAUACUAUAUAUAUAUAUAUAUAUAUAUAUAUACACGAGCAGAAGACAUGUAGAUCACAAAAUCAUACUUUGUUUAACAUUAAGGAAAACAAUAUGUAAAUACUGUAUAAAGUAAUUGUUUAAUAUGGUUAACGCGGUAAUAGAUUUUUUGCAAGUUAGCAAAUUAGGUCUCUUUAAGUAUUAUACUCUUACGAACACAAGCUGCAAGUUAUACUCGAAAAAUAUAUAAAAGUUAUAUUAUGUUUGGACCAAAGUAAAUGCAAUAAGUAUGAUUAUGCAUACGAAAGUAUUGUUUGUUAAAUCUUUCUAGAUUGUACGAAGAAUCUUACAAUUACUAGAAAUCGAAAAAUAAAAUAAACAUUUAACGGAAGAGACCAACGGUUAUAACAUAAAAUGAUCGAUUUAUAUUCGAUCAAUGAUUUGUCUCAAUAAUUCUUGUGAAGUAUUCCUGAAACGAAUGAUGGAUAAGAUUAAACGAUAGAUAGAGUAAAUGUAUAUAUGAUUAUUGUAAUAAAAUACAUUGUUAUUGAUACACUAAUAAUGAAAUAUUAAUUAAUAAUGUACAAUUUCAUUUAUGUUCUAUGAUAAAUACUAUAAUGAAAAAGUUUCAUUUAUGCGUAGGCAUAAAUAAAUUCGUAAGUAUUUUUAUAUUUUAAGCCAUGGAUAAUAAAUAAAAAUAUAUAUAUAUA